Molecule: messenger RNA, 2482 nt
Organism: Camponotus floridanus (Florida carpenter ant)
Lineage: Eukaryota; Metazoa; Arthropoda; Insecta; Hymenoptera; Formicidae
Product: coiled-coil domain-containing protein 102A
Exons: 7
Coding region: 300-1967 (555 amino acids)
Cellular component (GO): myosin complex
Source: RefSeq, a predicted model, not a curated record
CUGUCUAUGAUAAAUACGGGUUCCACCUAAAUCGGGAGCAUGGCCGCUCUCAGGCCUCAGGCUUCUCUCUGUUUGCAUACUGUAGUAAGCUUGUUUGUGUGACGUAUGGAAAUUUGUCAAAGCAUGUGCCAAGGAAUUUAUUAUCGAGUUUGAAAGUUAAAUGGCACGAUUAAAUGCAAGGAAGAAUGAUGCUCGAUCAACAUUAAAUCUGUGAGAUUUUUAAUGAAGUGAAAAAGUAGUUUUCGAGAAGAUCGCCGAUAAAGUGAAAAGAAAACUGUAGGUUACGUGUUGUUGAUACCAUGGCACAAUCAACAACAAGCGGAACUUCCUCACGACGAUAUAUGAGGGAACACGAAGUGCCUUCCUCAUCACGUUAUAUGGACAGCGAAUGGGAGUCCAAGGAGGCUUUGCGACAAAGAGAACUUGAAGAGGCAAGAGCACGAGCUGCACAAAUGGAAAAAACAAUGCGAUGGUGGUCAGAUUGUACUGCUAAUUGGCGUGAAAAAUGGAGCAAAGUUCGGAAUGAGAGAAAUGCAGCUAGAGAUGAAGCAAAAGCUCUAAGGGCAAAAUUAGAAAUUGCUGUUAAAGAUGCUAAUACUUUCAAACAUGACUAUCAAGAAUUGGAAUUGCAAAAUGAACAAUUGAAGAAGGAGAUGGAAAAAAUACAUAUGAUACUCUUGAAACAUGCUGGGCAGUUUGACCAACAGAUUUUUACUAUUUUAGAAUCAGACCCACAAUUAAGAGCUACUUUUGGAUUAGAUGAACAGUUGGAGUUUUAUAGUAACAUUGAACCUAAUGAUACAUUAAAUACACAAAGGAAUAUAUUAUCUUGUAAAACUUUACACGAAGCAUCAGAUGUUGCUUCGGGAAGUCAUAAUAUCUUGCCAGAAAGGGAUAUUGAGGAGUAUGUUUUGCAAGGUGCAGUGCCAAAACAUGCAGUGGAAUUGUAUAAGGAAAGUCCUAAUAAUUCAUUAGAUAAAAAUAUCACGAAACUAGUCAUGGAUAAUAAUGCUAAAAAAGAUGUACUGGAGAAGCAACAAUUGUCUUUAGAUGUCUAUGACAAAGAAUGCCUGACACAAAAAAUGUCGACAUUGCAACUUAAAUUAGAAGAGGCAACAAAAACUAUUUCUGUGGAAAGGGAGGAAAACAAUUCUCUACAUCGUACUGUGGAAAAAUUGAAAGCUGAACUUAAACAAUUAAGGGAACAAUGUGAGGAACUAUCUGAAAGUAGAGCAGAUACAAUGAAAGAGUUGUCACAGUUAAAAGAACGAUUUCAAUUUGAACUUAAUGAUGAACACAUAGCUGAUUUAAUAGACGACACUAGUAAUGGAGAGGGAAUGGAUCGUCGUUUAAGUGAAUUAAGAACUGAACUAGAAAGACUUCAAGUUGAAAAUGCAGCUGAGUGGAGUAAAAGGGAGAGAUUAGAGACUGAAAAAAUUUCUUUGGAACGAGAAAAUAAGCUGCUUCGUUUAAAAUUAUAUGAAUUGCAAGAAAAAAUGGAAUCACGACGACCACGACCGGUGUCUACAGCUGAUACAGACACGAGGCAAUUACAGCAUGAAAUUCUAGUUCGCAACAUGGUACUGCUUGAAGUAAAGCAGUAUCAAGCGGCGCUAAAACAAUCCUUAGCAGAAAAAACAACAGAAUUAUCACACGCGAUGAGACGGUCCGAGCAAUAUGAAGUAGAGGUGAAACGAGUGAGAGGAAGAGUCGAGGAGUUAAAGAAAGAACUGGCCGCUGCUCAAGAUGAAGUCGAUACUGCUACAAACAGCGUACGAAAAUUACAACGAACCAAUGAAGAUCUUAUGGAACAAUUAGAAUCUGCAAAUGUACAAUUGGAGCAUUUUAGAAAUAGCAAAAACGAAUCGUGUGCAGCAGAUACUGCUGGAGACAGAGCAGGAGAACAAAAAUUCCAAGUAAACAAUUCCGAUGAAUAUGCUGAAGUUUAUGAUCGACAGCAAGCCUAGUAUUCACUCGUGUUGAUAAUAAUGGCAUAUUUAAGUUAAAUAACGAAAAUGCAAAUUGGAUAGAUGAUUUCUCAGCGAGCCUAAAGUACAUAAUUAAAUUUUUUUCAAAUUUAUCCAUUGAGCGUGAUACUUCGACGAAUUGUACAUGUCGAAUAACUAUCGUAAGUUACAUGUUUAUUGUGUUUAAUGAUAAACAUAAAACAUCAAUACUUCCAAUAGCAUAAAUGUAUAUAUUGCUAGUAUAUAUUGAUGUAAUGUGCAAUUUUAAUUACUUGUCGAUUGAUAAGAUUGAUAAGAUGAGUCAUUAUGUUGCAGCAUUUAUUGUUUAGUAGUUCAUAUAUUUACUCAAUUUAUUGUUAGAGAGAUUGUGUUCAUCUUUAUCAUUAUUUUCUGUAAAUAAUCAUUUCAUCGUAGUAUUUUUUUUUUAUUUUUGUAAAUCUUAUGAACAUUUUUUUGGCAUUGAUGGUAUUUUAUAAACAGUUUACAUUCCGCGUUAUUAUUUUAUUACGUAUUUU